Neofelis nebulosa (Clouded leopard) is the source of this 897-nucleotide messenger RNA. Its product is annotated as vomeronasal type-1 receptor 1-like. NCBI's taxonomy places the organism in Eukaryota, Metazoa, Chordata, Mammalia, Carnivora, Felidae. Gene Ontology annotation, cellular component: membrane. The record is from RefSeq and is a predicted model, not a curated record. Gene Ontology annotation, molecular function: pheromone receptor activity. The transcript has a single exon. Gene Ontology annotation, biological process: G protein-coupled receptor signaling pathway.
AUGGGUGUUGGCACAUUGGAACUGGGGAUUAUCUUCCUCACUCAGACUGCAGAUGGGAUCCUAGGAAAUUCAUCCCUCCUUGGUCUUUAUACCUUCUCUUUGCUCACUGGACACAAAUUGAGACCCACAGACCUGAUUUUCAACCAACUGGUCCUAGCCAACUCCAUCAUCCUUUUCUCCAAAGGGAUCCCUCAAACAAUGGUGGCUUUUGGAUCCCAAAAUUUCCUGGAUGCUGCUGCAUAUAAACUUGUCUUUUAUUAUCACAGAGUGAGCACAGGGGUUUCCUCCAGCACUAUAUGUCUCCUCAAUGACUUCCAAGCUAUUAAGCUGAACCCUAGUAUGUGUAGGUGGAUGGAGCUCAAGAUUAGAUCCCCAAAGUUCCUUGGCUUCUGCUGUUUCCUCUGCUGGACCCUACAUCUCUGGAUAAAUUCAUUUAUUCCUCUAAUAGUAAACGGUCCAUCCAAUAACAAAAACCUUAGUGUGACGAGAAAUGGAUAAAGUUCCUGGAAUGAGGUAGGGAGAUUUAACGUAUUAUUUGCAGUCAUAUAUUUUUAUAUGGGUUUGAGCUUCAUGGUCUGGGUCAGUGGCUCCAUGGUCUUUGUCCUGCUCAAGCACAAGCAGCAAGUCCAACACAUUCACAGCAACAGCCUUUCCCCCAGAUCUUGCCACGAGGCUAGAGCCACACACACCAUCUUGGUCCUGGUGAGUUUCUUGGUUACCUUUUAUUCGAUCUAUGCUAUUUUAACUGUUUGGAUGACUCUGGUUGCAAAUCCAGGCCAGUGGAUGGUGAACAGCACUGGGUUUGUCUCCUCGUGUUUUCCAGCGUUCAGCCCCUUUGUGCUCAUGGUCAGUGACACUCGAGUCUCUCAAUUCUGCUUUGUCUAUAGGGCAAGGUGA